AUGCUUAACACAGGGGGGUUAGUGAAAGAUCUGCUGAAGGGAACGCCCGCACAGAUCCUGCCCGUUCUUUCUCGAUCCAGAGGCGGCAGAGUGACGGUUCCCGUUCCCGUUCCCGUCCUCUCUCUCUCUCUCGCCUUCCCAUCCCACACCGCCGCCGACGAGGGAUUUCUCCUUCAGUUGUCCGACGGGUUAACCGUGAUCCCAGAAUAUGAUUGGAAAUUGUUCUCUGAGGAGUGGAGUGCCACUCCUGGAAAAAGUAUAUAUGCUGAAAUUGCUUUUAGCAAGAACAUUCAAGAUAAACUGCACAUGGCAUCUGAAGCAAUGCCAAUUAUGGAUGGAAAGCUUGACCAGUCUCUUGAUGAUGCAAAUGAUGAUUUGAGGGCCAGAGAGCCCUAUCUCAAAACUGAUCCUGAGUUUCCAUUUAUAUUAUUAGUCUGUGAUGUGUUGGAGACUGUAUCCACCCUAGUGGAUGAUAAGAGGAAGCGAAGUAACGUGGUGCUUUCACAAUCUACAAAGAUAUUAUGGAAACAAUUUUUUAUGAGGUUUGUGUAGAAUGUAUUGGAGAAAGAGAGAGAUGUGCAUUGGUGGAGAAGGUCAAUUAUCGGAAUGAAGACACCCAUAUUUAUUUCAUCCGUGGAAAGGAAGCACCAAAGUGUAUCAAAGAAGCGUCUAAAGCUGUUCCUGUAUCAGAUCGUCGGACUUCAAAGCGUUCCAGGAGAACAAGCUCUGAGAAUUUAGUCAGUUUGAAAGUUUCUAGUUCUACAUCAGUCUAUCAGUUGAAUCUUUUGGGGGUAUGCUAUAGAUCGUUAAGGAGAAUCAGAAGCUUCACAAAGGUUAUGUUGAGAUUGAAGAUGACUGACAAGAUAGUAUUUUUCAUGGGGAUGUUCUUUGGGUGAGAUACUCUGAAAUCUACGAGAACCGUGACAUAGCAGACGAGAUUUCAGAGCAGAAGGGUGAUACACUACAAGCCGAGGAAGGCUUUAGAGGGACUCUAUUGACAUCAAGUGGCCCUGUUUAGUUCCAAAAAAAAUUUCUACAGUACCCGUCACAUUGAAUGUUUGGACACAUGUAUGGAGCAUUAAAUAUAGUUGAAAAAAAUAACUAAUUACACAGUCUAA
Panicum virgatum (switchgrass) is the source of this 1118-nucleotide messenger RNA. RefSeq lists its product as uncharacterized. The record is from RefSeq and is a predicted model, not a curated record. The coding region runs from base 1 to 552 and encodes 183 amino acids. The transcript has 7 exons. NCBI's taxonomy places the organism in Eukaryota, Viridiplantae, Streptophyta, Magnoliopsida, Poales, Poaceae.